This is a messenger RNA of Heterobasidion irregulare TC 32-1, 1895 nucleotides long. RefSeq lists its product as uncharacterized. The record is from RefSeq and is a predicted model, not a curated record. The transcript has 9 exons. Bases 15 to 1778 code for a protein of 587 amino acids. NCBI's taxonomy places the organism in Eukaryota, Fungi, Basidiomycota, Agaricomycetes, Russulales, Bondarzewiaceae. Gene Ontology annotation, molecular function: Hsp90 protein binding.
CCAUCCUUAUAAUCAUGUCGUCCGCCGAUGCCCUGAAAGCCGAAGGCAACAAGGCUUUCGCUGCGAAGAACUACGACUCGGCCAUCGACCUGUUCUCCAAGGCGAUCGAGCUCGACCCCACAAACCACGUCCUCUGGUCGAACCGCAGUGCCGCCAAGGCGGGAAAGAAGCAGUAUGAGGGAGCGUUGGAGGAUGCGGAGCAGUGCGUCAGGGUGAACCCUACCUGGUCCAAGGGUCUCGCGAGAAAAGGCGCCGCUCUUCACGGAUUGCGGCGCUAUCCAGAUGCGAUCGAGGCAUACGAGGCGGGCCUCAAGCUUGAGGACAGCCCGGCGCUCAGGAAGGGCCUGGAGGAAGUGAAGGCUGCGCAAGCCUCUGAUGAACAAGGCGAUGGUGCUGAGGCGCUCGGCCUCGGCAAGAUGUUCUCCGACCCCAACCUCAUCGGCAAAUUGGCCUCCAACCCGCGAACGCAGAAACACCUUGCAGACCCGAGCUUCAUGCAGAAGAUCCAAUUGAUACAACAAAAUCCCCAACUCGCGAAUUCUUUCCUUCAGAGUGACCCUCGCAUGAUCGAUGUUCUCGGUGCUCUCAUGGGCCUCGAUAUGCAAGGCUUCUCGCGCCCCGAAGGCUCUGACGAUCUGCCUCAAGGGUUCUCCUCAACCUCUCCCCCUCCUGCCGCUGCCUCCUCGACAUCAAAGCCUGCACCCUCUCAACCAACCCCUUCCACGUCGUCCGCCGCUCCAGAUGUCGAGAUGAAGGACCCAGAACCCGCAGAAGAAGACGAAGACGCGAAGGCGAAGAAGGAAGCUGAACAGCAGAAGCAGCUUGGUGGCGCCGCGUAUAAAAAGCGCGACCUUGAGGCCGCAGAGCAACAUUUCUCGAAAGCGUGGGAGGUGUGGCCCAAAGAUAUCACGUACCUCACGAAUUUGGGCGCUGUCUACUUCGAGCGGGGAGACUACGACAAGGCUAUCGAAACAUGCGAGAAGGCUGUGGAGGAGGGUCGUUCUCUGCGCGCCGAUUAUAAACUUGUCGCCAAGGCUUACGGUCGCAUAGGUACUUCGUACAGCAAAAAGGGCGACUUGGCUACCGCGAUCAAAUUCUACGAAAAAUCAUUGACGGAGCAUCGCACGCCGGACAUCCUGGACAAGCUGCGCGCAGCACAGCGCAGUAAGGCGGAGACAGAUCGUCUCGCAUACAUCGAUCCUGCCAAAAGUGAGGAAGCGCGUGAGGAAGGGAAUAAGCUGUUCAAGGCAGGUGACUUUGUUGGCGCCGUGAAGUGCUACUCGGAGAGCAUCAAACGAGCACCGACCGACCCAAGAGGAUACAACAACCGGGCGUUGGCAUACACGAAAUUGGCAGCGUUCCCUGAGGCGUUGAAAGAUGUGGAUGAAGCCAUCAAGGUUGAUCCAAAAUUCGUCAAGGCGUACAUUCGGAAAUCAAGCGUGCUGUUCGGUAUGCGCGACUACACCAAGGCGCUGGAGGUGAUCCAAGAGGCUACGGAGCAUGACGACGAGGCCAAACAUACGACUGAGAUCCAGCAGCAGAUGAUCAAGUGCCAAAAUGCGAUCAUGCAGCAGCGGGCGGGUGAGACGGACGAGGAGGCGCUCCAGCGGGCGAUGCGUGAUCCCGAGAUCGCGGGCAUUAUGAACGACCCAGUCAUGCAGUCGAUUCUCCAGCAAGCGCAAGGCAACCCAGGGGCACUACAGGACCACAUGAAGAACCCGACAGUAAGGGAGAAAAUCAUGAAGCUCGUCAACGCUGGCAUCAUUAAAACGCGGUGAACGUGGGUGUUUUCGAUACUUGUUUGAUGCGGAUAUAGAGCAUGUUGGGAUGUCGGAAAUGUUUUAACAAAUUUGUACCAUCAUCCUCAGUAUAUUUCAUCUUGCUGCUUGCUUGCU